AUGAGUUUAGUUGCGAACACUGGGAAAUUGGCUGGUCGUACCCUUUUUAUUACGGGUGCGUCUCGGGGUAUUGGGAAAGCGAUCGCCUUGAAAGCAGCAAAAGAUGGAGCAAACGUCGUUAUUGCCGCCAAAACUGCUGAACCACAUCCUAAAUUGCCAGGCACUAUAUACACAGCCGCAGAAGAAAUUGAAGCUCUUGGAGGAAAGGCAUUACCAUGUAUUGUAGAUGUAAGAGAGGAAAAACAAGUUCAGGCAGCUAUUGAUGAAGCUGUGAAAAAGUUCAAUGGUAUUGAUAUUCUCGUAAACAAUGCAUCAGCUAUCUCACUGACAGGGACAGCACAGACUGACAUGAAGAGAUACGACCUCAUGCACAAUAUCAAUACAAGAGGAACAUUUUUGGCGUCCAAACUAUGCUUGCCGUUACUGAAGAACAGUGACCAUGCUCACAUCCUUAAUCUAUCACCACCACUGAAUAUGAGCCCUUACUGGUUUUCAAUUCAUGUUGCAUAUACAAUGGCUAAAUAUGGAAUGUCCAUGUGUGUUCUUGGCAUGAGUGAAGAAUUCAAACCUUUGAACAUUGGAGUUAAUGCUCUCUGGCCUAAAACUGCUAUUGCAACGGCCGCCAUAGAAAUGUUAACAGGCGAUACCUCCACCAGUCGUAAACCAGAAAUUGUUUCAGACGCCGCUUAUUUAAUGCUAUGCCAGGAUCCAAAGAAGUACACUGGAAACUUCGCCAUUGACGAAGACGUUCUAAAAGAGCAUGGAAUAAAAGACAUGACACCAUACGCAUGUGAUCCAAAGAACGCGGAUAAACUACUCCUGGACGGAUUCCUGGACGAUCCGGCUGCAAUCGGUCACCACCAGACUGUGACCACCGCUUCAAUUAGACGUUACCAUACAACCACUGUCAAUCACGCAGAGAAGGUUGGUCAUGUGCGGCAACUAAUCACUUGUAUUGCUUUAGUAUUCGGCUCUUGCUGUAUUCUGUGUUGCCAAAAUGUAGGUAAUAUAGCGAAUCUGUUGCCAGACUUCUUUCUGGAUGUACCUGGGGAUGUCAAGGAAGAAGUCAGAAAGACUGAAUCCGGAGGUCAGAUACCACAAUUGUUUACCACAAUCAGCAAAGUAAUCACACCUGAACUUGUGAAAAAAACUCAAGCUGUCUACCAGUUCAAUGUUAAGGGCAAAGAGGAAGGAGUGUGGCACAUAGAUCUGAAGAAUGGCGAUGGAGCGUGUGGUCAGGGGGAGCCAAAGAAUCCCCCAGAUGCAACCUUGACUAUGGACAGCACUAAUUUCGCAGAAAUGUUUGCUGGUAAAUUGAAGCCAACAACUGCAUUUAUGAUGGGCAAAUUAAAAAUUAAUGGCGAUCUGCAGAAAGCUAUGAAGUUAGAGAAGAUGAUGAAAUCAUUGAAGACUAAAGUU
Messenger RNA from Iphiclides podalirius (scarce swallowtail), 1419 nucleotides. The record is from the annotation of a GenBank genome assembly. NCBI's taxonomy places the organism in Eukaryota, Metazoa, Arthropoda, Insecta, Lepidoptera, Papilionidae.